AGAGAGAGUGAGAGCGAGCGAGCAAACAAACGGGCACGCCGCUGAGGAAGCAGAGGUUGUCACGUCGUCCGUCCGGCGCUGAGGGGCCAACGCGGCCUGGACGCAUUGGUCUCGAGGGAGCGAGGGCAUGCGCUCGACCUGGAGCCUCGUCACGGAGAAAGUGUAGGCUAAGCGAGCCUACAAACAAUUAUUAGGAGAGGGCUGUUUAAUAGCACAGAGCUGUGGCUUGCUACGAUAUAUCUUCAAAAGGAGACAAAAUGCCUGCGGUGAGCGUUUGCGACUCGCUGUCUGUGGCUAUACGUCACAACUUGGAUACUGCUGGACAGUCCAAAUCCACUGAUGACCUAAACAUAAGCCUAGCGACCAAUGCCUCUCGUAUACUGCAAACGGAGCUCGACUACGAAGAGACCGAUAACUUCAGGUCAACCGUUCAGGAUCGCCUCAAAAGCAAGUACAUGGUUUUGAGUUUGCCUAAGCAAGACAAUUCUGAUAAUGGAAAAAAUAAGGACGGAGCUAGUAGUUCAAAGACUUUUGAAAAGAAUAAAGAACCAAGGUUACCGGAGCCAGUUGUCACACUGUACUCCGCCGACAAGGUGAACCUUGGCUGGAACGAAAACUUUCCCAUUGGUGCUGGCAUGUACAAUGUCGGAAACACUUGUUAUUUGAACAGCACUCUGCAGGCACUCUUUCACGUUCCAGCAUUAGUGAAUUGGCUGCUGUCCGAUACGCAUCAUGAUUCAAAGUGCGAGCAGAAUGUUAGAGAUCGUUUCUUUUUAGAUGGAGCUGGUGAGUGCCUUACAUGUGCGGUAGCUAAGACUCUAGAGUUUAGUCACCAAAAGUCUGGUGACUCGAUCAAACCCUUUCACGUUUACAAUAAACUUAAACUUAUUUGCAGAACAAUGGUGCCAGGUCAGCAAGAGGAUGCCCAUGAAUUUUUACGUUACCUUUUAGAAGGCAUGGAAAAAGCAUAUUUGACGCGGCACAAGGCAAUGAAGUUAGAUAAUUAUUCAAAAGAGACUACUCCUAUUAAUCAAAUUUUUGGUGGAUACAUUAGAACGGAGGUCAAGUGCCUACAGUGUCGGCACGUCUCAACAACUUUUCAACAUUUCCAGGAUUUGUUAUUGGACAUUCGGAAAGCAGGCACGCUGGACGAAGCUUUAGCCGGAUACUUUAGUCAAGAGCAGCUGGACAAUAACGAUUACAAGUGCGAGGCGUGCAAGCGACGAGUUCCGGCCACGAAGCAAUUCAUCCUCGAAAGACCACCCAAAGUUCUCUGCGUACAAUUGAAGCGCUUCAGCGUUUUGGGAGGGAAGAUUUCGCGACACAUAGGUUUCAAGCAAACGAUCGACAUGGGCCCCUACAUAAGACGCCAGCACGGCGAGCCACCGAGUAAAUUAAUCUAUAGACUCGCCUCCAUGGUCACUCAUAUGGGCCCGUCGGUCAAUUGCGGACAUUACACUGCCAUAGCACAAGUGUCGUCGGGGAAGUUUUAUUCCUUCGAUGAUUCUUGCGUCCGUCAAAUAAGUCUGAGUAACGUGGUGAGCACCAACGCCUACAUAAUGAUCUUCGAGAUGGAGUCGACCUCGUCGACAAACUGCCAAUCCCAGGGUAGUCAGCUAGUGAGCUCUAAGAGCGACAAUUCGCUAUCCAGGGCCGUUCUGACCUUUCCCCACUUGAACGGUCUGUCCAACAAAUUGCUAGACAGCAACGGCAGCAAGCCGUCCACGCCGCCUAGCAAAAACGGCGAGAACAGCUCGUCCAAGUCGAGCGACCGAGAGGAUGAAUCCGUAUCGCCGACGCCACCUCCACCGCCACCCCCACCCCUGCCACCGUUGCUUGCGCCGAAUAUUGCAAGGCGCAAUUUCAUCGGACCCCAACUACCACCACACAUGGCCGAGAAAAAUAGACUGUACGAGAUGUCGAAAAGCGGGAAGUUAGUGGAUUACGAUGGUGACUCGAGCGACGAUGACGAGAACGCAAAGUUAUCCCGCGACGAUCGAGAUGCCUUAAAAUGCGUAAACAACUCACCCUCCUCGUCCAAGUCCAUUAAAAUGAACGGGAGCGUGUACUCGUUCUCUUCCCAGACGUCGAGGUCACCCUCGGGACGCAACGGCAACGUUCAUCACUCAAUGUCCAAUGGCCUUGAGGCCAACAACGGCGGCGGUGAGAACGCCAGCAGCAGCAGCAGCAGCAGUAGCAGCAGUAGCAGCAGCAGCAGCAACGACUCGUCGUCGAGGGGCUCGUCGCCCAAAAAUGGCGCCACCAAUGGCAAAAUGGAGCACAACAAUGGCUCGUCGUUAAUGGAUAAAACAAAGGAAAAGUGGCGCUAUUCGAAGGCGCGAUUAGAGUCGACGGAACAGAAGGUCUACACCAAGGCAACCCCCAUAAUUAAUAAUAAGGGAUGGCUUGUGUGCAAGGAUAGUUCGUCGCCCUCGUCUACCACCGCGGCAAAUGGAUGGUCAGUCUCCGACACGUUGUCGGACGAGUCAAAUAGUAAUAGCAAUAGAUCUAAUAUCCAUUCCGUAACUCCGAGUGCAGCCGAAAUAAGAAGCUUUAAUGGAACAAAUCGAUCGGACACUCUAUCUCACUUACAAAAAUCUUCCCAAUGGGCCUACGGCAACAUGAAUGUUCACAAUUGGAAUGGUGGAAAGGCACGCUUGGAUCGUGAGGUGGAGAAUCAGCGUCGUCAGGAACGUAAGCGUUCCUUCGAUAAUGACGAGGAUAAGCUCGAUCGCGGUCGCACAAAGAAGAUGAGGAUUCAUCACGACAACGAUUACAAAAACCGUAACGACUCCAAACACAAUCAAUUUCAACAGCACCAGAAUUCCAUGAAAUGGGCCCACGGAAACAAUCAGUGUCGACCUAACAACUCCCACAUGUAUGGUCGAUCCCGGCACGGAGGCGGUGGUAAUUAUAAUAGGCCGCCUUAUAAUCGCUACCAUCACAACAAAUCAAGGAACCAUUGGCGCAGGUAGGAGACACGCUGAUAACGUGAGUCUCGCGGGGUGGCGUUAUCCUUUUUAGUUUAGUUUCGCAGCAUUCGACGGCGGCGAAAACGCGAUAGGCUAGCUUUACAAUUAUAAGGAGUUAGAAAAGGUUAAGAUAAUAAACUAUGAUGAAUAUAUGUAAUGCGAGACAUGUGUGCGGCUUGGUCCAUGGGGUUUCAGUGCGUUGAAGAUGAAUGAAAACUCAGCUUUUAAAAAAGUCCCUUCGACGUUUUGCGGCGUACUUUAUCAAUAUUAUUAUUAAUUAUGGCCAAGUAAAUAUCGCCUAGGAUUUUAAUACAAAUUGUCAAUUUAAUUCUCUCUUACGGAUUAUUUAAAGUUUCGUAAAAUGGCCAGCGAUUAUUCCAUAGAUGAUAAAAAUCGAAGCACUGACAAAGUUAGAUCUCAGUUCUUUAGUAUUGGCGAAUUUGUUGAAUUUGAGAGAAAUCAGUCCUCUUGAAGUAUAACCCUUGAGUGGUUCGAUUAAAUUUACCAACAACAU
Molecule: messenger RNA, 3486 nt
Organism: Ceratosolen solmsi marchali
Lineage: Eukaryota; Metazoa; Arthropoda; Insecta; Hymenoptera; Agaonidae
Gene: scny
Product: ubiquitin specific peptidase 36
Exons: 9
Coding region: 258-2975 (905 amino acids)
Biological process (GO): protein deubiquitination; regulation of apoptotic process
Cellular component (GO): nucleus; cytosol
Molecular function (GO): cysteine-type deubiquitinase activity
Source: RefSeq, a predicted model, not a curated record